AUGCUUUGGCGAAUUGGCUGGGAACCUUCCUGUUUUCAAGCAUGUUUUUUUUCGGUCUUCAUCUCUGGAGCUACUCGCGCCGUCCGCUUCCCCUUCCUCGUCUUUGGUGCAGUGUGUGCCCUUGGAUUUCUGCCUGCAGCUCACUAUGUCAGGAAAAGUUUCCGGGAACAGGAAGAGAUGUUCAGGAGCUUUUCAGAGUUUGAUGUCAGUGAGCUGUCUUGCUUCAGCGACUUCGACAAGCGCUUCAUUCUGUCGGCCGUUAUCCAGUGGUACGGAAGCCUGGAAGACUUCAGCUUGUUGGUACGAGGCCCUCUAAAGGAGGAACUCCUGCACGCACUGCAACAGAGCCGCUGGCCGCUCGGCUACUGCGUCCUUUCCAUUACCCCGUUCCUGAGCGUUCAGCUAGAAUGGCUCGCUGGAUUGCUGUCAGCUGGGGCACACUUUGAUGCUUGGGGUCGGAUCUUCUUUGGACAGAUCCUAGCAACGAACAUGCUGGUAGUGUGUGAAAGUCAAGCUUUUUUCUGGCUGGCAAGACGCCUUUCGCAGCCGCGCUUUGCCCACCCAGUCCUUGACUUCGGACAGACGGUGCUGGUGGUCGCACUGUUUGUUUGCACGCUGCUCCCCCUUGUGGUCGUAUUCCGGGCAUACCAGACCAGCCUGGUCGGUGGAAUCUUGGGAGCCCUAGUCGCCGCUGUCAUCUUGUGGGUGACGGUGCUCCGAGGGCAUCCGGGCCUCAGAUGCCGUGUGCAUGAAGUCUGA
Symbiodinium necroappetens is the source of this 759-nucleotide messenger RNA. Lineage: Eukaryota; Dinophyceae; Suessiales; Symbiodiniaceae. The record is from the annotation of a GenBank genome assembly.